AUGAUGUCUCAGACUCUCCGGGCUUCGCGCUCCCUCUUCACCCGUGCCUCUCGGCAACAGGUCCCGGUCGCUCGCACCUUCCUGACCUCCGCUGUCCGCCGCGCCGACCCUGUUCAGGACCUCUACCUCCGUGAGCUCAAGGCCUACAAGCCCACCCCCAUCAAGGCUGGCGACGCCGAUGCCCACGUCCAGAAAUUCGCUCUCCCCCAGGCCCCCGCUUCCCCCGAGGAGGCUAACCUCGCCGGUGAGCUCUCCGCCUACGAGAGCCAGGUUGUUGAGGUUGAGGGCCAGGCCGCCGCCGGUGAGGCUGCCCCCGUUGAGGAGAGCUGGUUUGAGGAGGAUGAGGAGGAGACCCCUGCUGCCCACUAA
Molecule: messenger RNA, 369 nt
Organism: Penicillium malachiteum
Lineage: Eukaryota; Fungi; Ascomycota; Eurotiomycetes; Eurotiales; Aspergillaceae
Product: ATP synthase subunit H
Exons: 3
Coding region: 1-369 (122 amino acids)
Biological process (GO): proton motive force-driven ATP synthesis
Source: RefSeq, a predicted model, not a curated record